UUGUGUACAACAACAACUGCAGACUUUGUUUAAAUAAACAAAGCCCUGUUCAAAAAUAUAUAAAUGCAUAUAGGUACAAAUCUAAGCAAUCUAUCAUUUAUGAAACUAUUAUUACAAAUAUGGCCUCUUUAAAAAUUAAAUUUUAUUAGAACCCCUCUUGAAGAAACUUGAUAAAAUAAAUACUAUUGUCUAGUGUCCAAAACCAAAGCAUAAAACGCCAACAUCAAUCCAAGUUGUUUGGUUUAAAUUUUAAAAAGUCCAUAAACUUUUUUUUUUGUUCAUGUCAAUAUGAGCGUAAUGUUAUUCAUGUCUCUUUUACUUCAGCCACUGCCGUUUGUUUUGGUAUCAGUCUUAUUCUACUUGACACACCUAAUACUGUGUCAGCUCCGGCGAGUACUCACCGGCCAUGGCGGUGGCGUUUGCGGUGGUGGUCCGACGAGCUAUCCGAUAAUCGGUUGCUUGCUUUCAUUCUACAAGAAUCAGACCCGCUUACUUGACUGGUACACAGAACUCUUAGCAGUGUCACCAACCAACACCAUCGUGGUGCACAGGCUUGGCGCGCGGCGGACCAUAGUGACGGCCAACCCGGAAAACGUUGAGUAUAUGCUGAAAGCCAACUUCAACAACUUCCCAAAAGGAAGACCCUUUACUGAAAUCCUUGGAGAUUUUCUUGGCUAUGGCAUAUUCAAUGUGGAUGGAGAGCUAUGGAGGACUCAAAGAAAGCUCGCCAGCCAUGAGUUUAGCACCAAGUCUUUACAAGAGUUUGUCAUGAACACGUUGGAGGAAGAGGUUGAGAAUCGUUUAUUGCCGUUGUUUGAUUCUUUGGCUGAGGAAGCCAAAUCAGUGGACUUACAAGAUUUGCUGAGACGUUUUGCGUUCAACGUGAUAUGCAAAGUUUCACUCGGGAUUGACAGGUGCAGCUUGGACCCUUCUGCGCCGGUGUCACCUCUGGCGAGAGCUUUCGACGCAGCGUCGGAGAUAUGCGCGCGGCGUGGUGCGGCGCCUUUGUUUAUUGUUUGGAAGAUCAAGAGAUGGCUUGGUGUUGGUUCGGAGAGAAGGUUGAAGGCUGCGGUUGAGGAAGUUCAUGACUUUGUCAUGGAAAUAAUCCAUCAAAGGAAGAGAAAAAUCGACGAUGGAGAUGAUGAUGAUGAUGAAGAUCAGUCUUCCGGUGAUGAAGAUCUUCUGACUCGGCUAAUCAUGGCUGGCCAUGAUGAGGAGGUGAUUAGGGACAUGGUGAUAAACUUCAUCAUGGCCGGGAGGGACACAACUUCGGCUGCAAUGACAUGGCUAUUCUGGUCACUUUCAUGCCAUCCUGAUGCCGAGAAACAAGUGGUGAAAGAGAUCAAAAUUUCUGAUAAAGAAACAAAGUUAGAUUAUCGAUCGUUGAAGAAGUUGAAGAUGUUGAAGGCAUGUAUUUGCGAGUCCAUGAGGCUUUAUCCGCCAGUGCCUUGGGACUCAAAGCAUGCCAUAGCCGAUGACUUGUUGCCAGACAAAACUCAUGUCCGGGAAGGUGAUAGAGUGACUUAUUUCACCUACGGGAUGGGGAGAAUGGAAGCUUUGUGGGGAAAAGACCGGUUGGAGUUUAAACCAGACCGGUGGUUUCUUGAACCGGAGAAAGAGACAGGUGGGUCUUUAAAGAAGGUAUCCCCUUUUAAGUUUCCAGUCUUUCAUGCUGGUCCAAGGGUUUGUCUUGGUAAGGAAAUGGCAUUCAUUCAGAUGAAAUAUGUGAUGGCUUCCAUUCUCAGACGAUUCCAGAUCAGACCGGUGCUCGGUUCAAGCAGACCGGUUUUUGUGCCGCUACUGACAGCCCACAUGGCCGGAGGCUUCAAGGUUUCGGUUAGCAAGAGAGAAUGACUAAAAAAAACCAAGCAAAUCAUUAAAAUAGUAAGGUCAAUGGUUUUUUUUCUUUUGAUUAAAAAAACUUGUUGGACGGCCACAUGCCUGUUUUUUGUAUAAUCUACAGCUGAGAAGAAACCAUUGUGUACGACCAAUCAUACAGCUAAAAUGUAUACAUAUAUAGCUUCUUUU
Molecule: messenger RNA, 2028 nt
Organism: Humulus lupulus (European hop)
Lineage: Eukaryota; Viridiplantae; Streptophyta; Magnoliopsida; Rosales; Cannabaceae
Product: cytochrome P450 94B3
Exons: 1
Coding region: 289-1854 (521 amino acids)
Molecular function (GO): monooxygenase activity; iron ion binding; oxidoreductase activity, acting on paired donors, with incorporation or reduction of molecular oxygen
Source: RefSeq, a predicted model, not a curated record